Messenger RNA from Pneumocystis jirovecii RU7, 387 nucleotides. RefSeq names its product E2 ubiquitin-conjugating protein MMS2. Bases 1 to 387 code for a protein of 128 amino acids. NCBI's taxonomy places the organism in Eukaryota, Fungi, Ascomycota, Pneumocystomycetes, Pneumocystales, Pneumocystaceae. Gene Ontology annotation, biological process: protein K63-linked ubiquitination; DNA damage tolerance. Gene Ontology annotation, cellular component: nucleus. The transcript has 3 exons. The record is from RefSeq and is a predicted model, not a curated record.
AUGCAGAAAAUGUACGGCAGUAUUGCAGAGGAAAGCAGGGCUGACUGGUCAGAGGAGCUUGAAAAAGGUGAAAAAGGGUUUGGCGAUGGCACAUUUUCUUAUGGACUCGUCGACACGGACGAUAUGACUAUGUCGAGCUGGAUUGGGACGGUUCUCGGGCCUCCGCAUAGUGUGCAUGAGAACCGGAUUUACAGCAUACGUAUACACUGUGGCGAAGAGUACCCAGAAAGAGCGCCAUCUGUGUAUUUUGUGUCAAAAAUUAAUUUGCCGUGUGUGGAUGGAGAGACGGGGCGAGUGGAGCCGAGGCAGCUUCGGUGCCUGGCAGAGUGGCGGAGUGAGCAUACACUCGAGACAGUGCUGAUGGAGCUGCGGCGGUAUGUGCAAUGA